Molecule: messenger RNA, 1777 nt
Organism: Cydia splendana
Lineage: Eukaryota; Metazoa; Arthropoda; Insecta; Lepidoptera; Tortricidae
Exons: 9
Coding region: 501-1763 (420 amino acids)
Cellular component (GO): chitin-based extracellular matrix
Molecular function (GO): structural constituent of chitin-based larval cuticle
Source: RefSeq, a predicted model, not a curated record
UUCAAAUCAAGACGUAGCCCUCGAUAAUUGAAAUAAUGUUACAGUUGUCUUCCAAGCGCUCUUGUUAAUAGUUUUGACUGGUAUGUAAUUUUCGUUACAAACUAUACAUUUGUAACUCCAAAAUGCCAGUUCGUGAUAACCAUUCAAUGCAAAACAGGGGAUCCGUUGUAGCGCUAAAUUGUAAUAGACCACCGAGGGGUAUUUGUGCAACAUAUGAGUGGAUAAUCCCUGCGUAGGCACUGCAGCUGGUAGCGUUUAUAGUAAUUUUCGGUUAAAAUUGGUAAAUGACUCCGGUUCGUGGUGUACGUACAUCGGCGAACAUUUAAGUACAUCCUAAACAGCUGGUAGGUAAAGAGACGUGUGCGGGGCUCACGUUUGAGUGAUGGCAUAACAAAAAAUAUCGGCACAAAGCAACCCUGCACCUAUAAAUGGAAUAUUUGGAUCCCACGGUUACAGUAGCUAGCUGAGUUCAACGCGAGACGGAUUAGGAGCUCACAAAGAUGAUACGCUUUCUUGCUUGCAUCCUUCUCUGCUGUUCGUUAGCAAGCGGGCAGACACUUUCCUCUCCCCUACCUCUCGGAGCGACCCCCGUGCCCUACGUGCCUCCUGGUCUACCCCCAAUACCGCCAGUGGCCCCAACUAUCUUCCCCUUCGGCCCUACUCCACGACUUCCACGACCCUUGGUCCCUGGAGUUGCUGGUUACAACAACCCGUAUUACAACCCUGCUGCGGGGCCUGCUGUGCCUAUUUUGACGUAUAGCAACGAUCAUGGCGCUGAUGGCAGCUAUUCUUACAGUUUUUCCACAGCUGAUGGAAAACAAGUUCAAGAAACAGGGUACCUGAAAGACGCUUACAUCGACAACGCAGGGGAACCCCAGGGAACGCAGGUAGUACAGGGCAGCUACGCCUACGUCGCGCCGGACGGCACGCCGGUUCAAGUCAGCUACAUCGCCGAUGAAAAUGGAUUCAGACCCUCAGGAGUUCACAUCCCCGCCGAUGGAAAAGCCGUAUUACCUGCACCCGUGCUAGACAAGGACGGCAAACCAAUCAUCGCCAUCGACCGAGCUUUCAACAAUCCCUACAGCCCGUUCAACCGCAUUGACGGCCGCUACAGCGGGUACAAUGGGUACAACGGGUACAGCAGAUUGAACAGGCCCUAUGACCCGAGGUACCCGUAUGAUGCCCGGUACCCCCAGGACCCUCGCAAACCCUACGACCCCAGAUCCCCUUAUGAUCCCAGGUACCCUAACGAUCCGGCUACCUACAAUCCUUACAACCCCUACCGUCCCUCCUGGUUGAAUAACACUUGCAACCAACUUACAUACAACAUGAUGCGCUUUGUGAUCCUCGUCUUGGCUGUGGCCGCAGCCAGCGCUGACGUCAGCAGUUUCCAGACCUACCAAGAUCCUCAAUACACGACGCCCAUCCCGAUAGUCAGACAGGAGCAGGUCAUCAACCCCGACGGCUCGUACAAAUGGAGUUACGAGACCGGCAACGGAAUCGCGGCAGAAGAGCAGGGCUAUGUGAAGAACCUGGGCGUACCAGAUCAGGAGGCGCAGACAGCGCAAGGACAAUACCAGUACACCGCUCCUGAUGGCCAGGUUAUCCAGCUAACGUACAUCGCGGACGAGAACGGCUUCCAACCCCAAGGGGCGCAUCUCCCGACCCCUCCCCCGAUCCCAGCUGACAUCCAGAAGGCUUUGGAUUACCUCGCCACGCUGCCGCCUCCGACCCCUGACAACAGGAACUACAGAACUCAAUAGGACGUGUGUAUAAA